Messenger RNA from Hyphopichia burtonii NRRL Y-1933, 1737 nucleotides. RefSeq lists its product as uncharacterized. Lineage: Eukaryota; Fungi; Ascomycota; Pichiomycetes; Serinales; Debaryomycetaceae. The record is from RefSeq and is a predicted model, not a curated record. The coding region runs from base 1 to 1461 and encodes 486 amino acids. The transcript is spliced from 2 exons.
AUGAAUCUUGAUAGCAUAAAUGAAGGUAAUAACCAGCAGGAUGAUUUCAAAAUAUCUCAAAGAUCAAUAAGCGAUGGGUAUAAAAUAGAUUUAUCGACUCCAAUCCAAAGAAUCAAAGAACUUUCUUUAGAAAGUCCUCCUAGAUCAGUUAGUCAACCAGUUCCUAAAAUUGAUUCAUUAUACUCCAAAGAAAGACCGUCGACUGCUCCCUCUCAUAGUAAUGAUAUUUUCACUCAAAUGACCAACAAAGGAUACCUGCAAACAAUAUCGAAUAAAGUUUUGAACGAAUUAAAUCUAAGAGCAAAUGAAAUUUCUGCUAAAAUUAAAUCACCACCACCAGCUUCGUCAAAUAAUAAUAAUAUGAGAAGAGCAUUAAGUAGGAAAAGAUAUUCUGGUAUCCAUAGAAUGAAUUUUAAUAAAAUGGAUUCAAUAUCAAAUCAUUAUGCUGCAUCAAGAUCAAGACCUUCUACUCAAGAAGAUAUACUGAAUAUUUUUAAUUCAAAUGAUCAACCCCAAACUUCUUUACAAAUGCUCAUUAACAAAAGAAGAAGAACUUUCAAUGGUCCGGAAGAAGUAAUAAAUUUCCAUUUACAACAACAACAACAACAACAACAACAAGAAAAAUCUCCAAAUAAACCAAUGUCUCAAUUAAUGAAAAUGUCACCAAUUAAACUAGAAGAUUCUGAUUCUAAGUCACCGAACAAGUCACCCAAUAGAUCGCCCAAUAGAUCCCCAAGUAAUGAAGCAAAGGGAAUAAGUCCUUCCAAAGGGAUAAGUCCUUCAAAAGGAUCAAUGAAUUUAAAUGGAUUGCUAAACGAUGAAAUUGAUUUAAAACUGAUUGAUAAAGAAAAUAAACAUUUAAAAUCCCCAUCAAGAAUACAAAACUCUCAAAGAAUAUCUCAAAGAGAGUUUUUAAAACCAGCAUUACCAAAUAAAUUAAGACAAUCUUCGUUGGAAAUGGCCGGAGUUAGAUCUCCCAAUACUUCAAAUCAAUCAACUCCAAAAUUAGGCACUACUCCAAAUUUAACUAAAAAAUCAUCAAUUCCAAAAUUGAAUAAGAAAACUUCAAUUAAUGAUUUAAACAAAAAAACCUCAAUUAACGAUUUAAGACAAAAUUCUUCAAUUCCAACCUUAAAUAGAAGAACUUCUCACCAUGACUUACAAAAUUCAUUAACUAAAAAAUCUUCAAUUCCAAAACUUUCCAAAAAAGAAUCUCAUUUGGAUUACGAUCAAUCUUCAAUUCAAACUCCUAAUAGACCUCCUUCAAUGUCUCCUUCGUCUUCGGCUUCUUCAAUUGGUUCUAAUAAAAAUUAUACCGUUCCAAAACCAUUUUCAUUAUACGAUAAACCAACGGUUUCCUCCUCACAAAAACUGUUGGGCUCCUUAUACGAUAAGCCAACCAUAUCAUCCUCCCAAAAAUCUUUAAAUAAAUUCCAAAAAUUUAAGAAUAGAUUUCAUUGAAUUUUUUUUUUGCAUCUAUAGACACUAUUCAUGAAUUUACGUUUUAUAUCAAAAACAUUUUUGUAACCGGGGACACUACCCCCUCUCUAUAUGAGCGUAGUCAAAAUUUCAAACAACCAACAAAACAAUCAACUUCGAUUAAUACCACGUUUAACCAACCAUGUCAAUUGAAGAAACUGAAGAUAAAGUGAUCUUGACCCAUCCUAGAGAACCAACCACCAAAGUCAGCAUUUUGAAGUAUGGUGCCACCGUGAUUUCAUGGGAAAAUAAGGGUAA